GGGGUUAGUGCCGCAACAUAAUGCAUCCAACAGUCAUGUCAUUGAAGUGGCUCUUGCUCGUUGCCCUGGUGGCACUGCUCAGCAUUGGAACUGGCACCUCGGCCAAGCCCAGAAGGACCACCAUCCAGGCCAGACCUAGUCCCGAGCAGCUGAGUCUCCUCCAGCGCCUGAAUGCCAGGUAUUAUGCCGUCCAGCAGGACGAAGAAGAGGAUGGCGAUGACAUUAUGGAGCACGAAGAGGAUCUGGCCAACGAUGGCGACGAGGAUGAGGACGAGGAGGAAGAAGGCGACGAGGACGAGGAGAUAAAACAACUGGAUAACAAAGAGCUGACCUCUAACACCGCAUCCACCAAGACAAAGAGUGGAGUGAAGAACCAGCAAGCGGAGGAGGAGCAGGAGCCAACCGAUGAAGUCCAGGAUCUCGAGGAGCCCCAGCAGGAACUGGAAAAGGAAAGUGAGCUGUCCCGCGCUGAGCCACGUAAUCGCAGACGCGGCGGAAGGCGGAACGGACGCAAGGGGCGUGGCCGCAAGAACCGCAGGAGGGGCAAUCGCCGGUGCGGGGCCAAGGGAAGGCGCGGUCGUCGUGGCCAACGCAAACGCAGCGGCAACAAGCGGCGAACGGGCAACAAGAACAAACGCCAGGGCCAGAAAACCAAAGAAGCCGCCACCAAGACGACUGUAGCGCCAGCCACCAAGGUGGCCUAAAGCGUUAAGUACCCCUCUGAAUGCAGCUUUACAACUCGUUUAAACAGCACCCAAACUAACAAUAAAUAAACAAAAACCACAUA
Molecule: messenger RNA, 787 nt
Organism: Drosophila suzukii
Lineage: Eukaryota; Metazoa; Arthropoda; Insecta; Diptera; Drosophilidae
Product: protein nemuri
Source: RefSeq, a predicted model, not a curated record